GAAGUGGAGAAAUAGAGAACCAGCGUGACCUACCAGAAGUCGAGGAAGAGAACUUCUCAGUUCUGUUAGCUCUUUCUUGGGUCAUUAAGUCCUUGCUUCCAUUUCGCCAAGUACCAAAUACCCCUUUAAUCUAAACUGCAAGUGCUAGAUUGUCUUAGCAGUUAAAGUAUUUCUCUUCAUCCACUGGUCCCGAGUGUAGCUUUAAAAUGACUGCUUCAUCAUAACAUUCCAUCCCCACCAGCAGCGACGCUGAUUAACGGCAGUAAUAGUGGCGGGUUCAUGCCGAUGCGUCGCCACAGGAUGAUGAUGCAUAUGUCAUUCUUCUGGAGCCACAGCGCGGAGGUUCUCUUCACGGGUUGGCCAGGACCCGACCGCCCGGCCAUAUACGCCAUUUCAUUGGUGUUUGUCUUCCUUCUGGGCGUGCUGGUCGAGUGGCUCUCUCACAGCCGGCUAAUCAAGACCGGAACUAAUAUAGUCACGGCGGGGCUUCUGCGGACGUGUCUUUACACGGUGCGUUCAGGGGUGUCGUAUCUGGGGAUGCUCGCCGUCAUGUCGUUCAAUGGGGGCGUUUUUCUUGCCACGGUUGGCGGGCACGCGGUUGGGUUCUUGGUGUUUGGGAGUGGGGUUUGGAAGAAGUCGGGCGGUUCGGGUACUGAGAGACCGUCAGAUCUUCCUCCCAUGAGGUGCGGAUAAUGGAUUGUGGGGUGGGUUUUACAUUUAAGAAAUUUUAUUUGAACUCAUGUAAUCUCUUUUUACACUCAACUUAAAUUUAAAUUGUUAAUUGUCUUUA
Messenger RNA from Malus domestica (apple), 790 nucleotides. RefSeq names its product copper transporter 6. Gene Ontology annotation, biological process: copper ion transmembrane transport. Gene Ontology annotation, cellular component: plasma membrane. NCBI's taxonomy places the organism in Eukaryota, Viridiplantae, Streptophyta, Magnoliopsida, Rosales, Rosaceae. Gene Ontology annotation, molecular function: copper ion transmembrane transporter activity. The record is from RefSeq and is a predicted model, not a curated record.